Eurypyga helias (sunbittern) is the source of this 1678-nucleotide messenger RNA. RefSeq names its product sphingosine-1-phosphate lyase 1 (gene SGPL1). The coding region runs from base 29 to 1678 and encodes 549 amino acids. Gene Ontology annotation, molecular function: pyridoxal phosphate binding; sphinganine-1-phosphate aldolase activity. The transcript has 13 exons. Gene Ontology annotation, cellular component: endoplasmic reticulum. Gene Ontology annotation, biological process: carboxylic acid metabolic process; sphingolipid catabolic process. Lineage: Eukaryota; Metazoa; Chordata; Aves; Eurypygiformes; Eurypygidae. The record is from RefSeq and is a predicted model, not a curated record.
CAUUAUUCCCUACAAGGAGAUCCUCCAGAUGUAUUGGGAGAAAGCAACGAGCUUUGUGAACGCACUGUGCGAUGGACUUGAACCCUGGCAACUGGUUGGCUUGACUUUUUCUUCUACGCUUAUCAGUGUAUGGCUGCAUGGCUUCCUCUUCCAGCCCGAGAGUUUAACAUCCCGAAUUAAAAAACAGUUCUUUAAACUGCUGAGAAAAAUGCCAUUUGUUGGGGCUAUAAUCCAGAAGAAGAUUGAUGAAGCCUUGAAUGAUGUCACUUCCAAUUUAUCCUUCCUGAAAGAUGAAAAGGAUUAUAUCAAAGCCCUGCCGGAACAAGGCAUGAGCCAGUCUGAGGUUCUGGAGAAGAUGAAAGAAUACAGCUCCAAAGGAGACGUGCGUUGGCAGGAUGGGAAGGUCUCUGGGACUGUGUACAGCGGUGAGGAGAAACUCACCCGUCUGCUAGUGAAGGUGUAUGAAGAGUUUGCCUGGAGUAAUCCUCUCCAUCCGGAUAUAUUCCCUGGUUUGAGGAAGAUGGAAGCGGAAGUAGUGAGGAUUGCCUGUACGCUCUUCAACGGGGGCCCCAACUCUUGCGGUGCUAUGACAUCUGGGGGGACUGAGAGCAUUCUGAUGGCCUGCAAGGCGUACCGCGACCUGGCUUAUGAGAGGGGCAUCAAACACCCAGAAAUGUUGGUCCCGGUGAGCGCUCAUGCAGCCUUUGACAAGGCGGCACAUUACUUCGGGCUGAAGCUCAUUCACAUACCGCUGACCAAGGCCAUGGAAGUGGAUGUUCAGGCAAUGAGGAGAGCUAUCUCGAAGAACACAGCCAUGCUGGUCUGUUCUGCUCCUCAGUUCCCACAUGGAAUUAUGGACCCGAUUGAAGAGGUGGCAGAGCUUGCGCUGAACUACAAAAUUCCCUUCCACGUCGAUGCCUGCCUAGGUGGAUUUCUCAUUGCUUUCAUGGACAAGGCAGGAUUCCCUCUAAAGCAUCCCUUUGACUUCCGUGUAAAGGGCGUGACCAGCAUUUCUGCUGAUACCCACAAGUAUGGCUACGCUCCCAAGGGCUCCUCGGUGGUGCUGUACAGCGACAGGAAGUACAGGAGCUACCAGUUCUUUGUAGCACCCGACUGGCAAGGGGGCAUAUACGCGUCCCCCUCUGUGGCAGGCUCCAGGCCCGGUGGAAUCAUAGCUGCCUGCUGGGCAACUCUGUUGCACAUCGGGGAAUCGGGCUACGUUGAGGCUACGAAGAGGAUCAUUAAAACGGCUCGUUUCCUUGAAUCAGAGUUGAGAAAAAUUGACAGCAUCUUCAUUUUUGGGAAACCGGAGGUGUCUGUCCUCUCCAUUGGUUCGGAGAUUUUCGACAUUUAUCGAUUAUCUAAUCUCUUAGCUGCAAAAGGAUGGAACUUAAAUGUCCUACAGUUCCCAUCAAGCAUUCACCUCUGCAUUACGCAGUUGCACACGAAGCCCGGUGUUGCGGAGCAAUUCCUGAAGGAUGUCAAGGACAGCGUCGAGGAGAUCAUGAAGGACCUCAGUGCCAAGACCACAGGCUUGGGAGCCAUCUAUGGAAUGGCCCAGUCCGUCCCAGACAGGAGCUUGGUAGCGGAGAUUUCUCAGGCGUACUUGGACGGCCUCUACAGCACGGAUGUUCCUUGCAGUGAAAAGCAUAUGAACGGCUCUCCUGGCCACCACUGA